Messenger RNA from Aspergillus niger, 1023 nucleotides. RefSeq lists its product as uncharacterized. The annotation marks the transcript as partial. Gene Ontology annotation, molecular function: signaling receptor activity. The transcript has 3 exons. The record is from RefSeq and is a predicted model, not a curated record. Lineage: Eukaryota; Fungi; Ascomycota; Eurotiomycetes; Eurotiales; Aspergillaceae. Gene Ontology annotation, cellular component: membrane.
AUGAAGCUAUCCAAAGUUGAUGGACUGGUGAAUGAUCUGCGGGGAUCCCGUCGGGGAAGUGCCGCGUCCCAAAAGGGAACGGCGAUACUCCGCGGAAUCCCCAACGCUCUUCUUCAGGUUCCUCACCAUCACUUCGGACGGUCAUCUUACCUCAUUCUCACGCGUAUACUCCCUAGAGGACCACCCCGAUUACGGAGCAGCCGCCAGCCAUCUGCUCACCGGAGAUCUGGGAUCUGUCACUCUGUCUGCAUGCUGCAUGUGAGGAAUAUGUCCACUCGCCAGCGUCGCCCCACUCAAGUCCAUGAGAAGGAUCUGGGUACCAGCCAGCCUGCUGUGGUGGCAGCUGCGGUGUUGGAACAGCCUUCCCAAGUCAUCAGAAAGCUUCUUCACUGGGAUGAUCUGCCCCAUUGGCAGCGCGACAACCAGCACAUUCACACGGGCUAUCGGCCGGCAUCGUUCUCUCUUCUGGUCUCCCUGCAGUCCUUGACCUACCUUCACAAUGAAACGGUCAACAUCUACACGCAUCUGCUGCCGUCUUUACUGGCCGUUCCAGCGGCUGGGCUUCUCUAUCGGGCACUAGCUCCGCGAUAUGAGAGUGCCACCCAGGCGGAUCUGGUUGCUUUUGGAUGCUUCUUCGCGGGGGCAGCCUUCUGUUUGGGCAUGUCUGCAACAUAUCAUACCAUUUCGAAUCACUCCCCCCUCGUGGCCCGCAUCGGAAACACGUUUGACUAUGUUGGUAUCGUAGGGCUUAUCGUGGGCAGCUUCGUGCCUAGCGUGUACUUUGGAUUCUACUGUAUGCCUGAUCUGCAACGGUUGUAUUGGACGAUGAUCUGCGCUUCUCGGUCUUGGCUGCAUCCUUGUUUCGAUCUUCCCUCAUUUCCGGACGCCUCGGUGGCGGCCAUUCCGUGCGUCCAUGUUUGUCGGCAUGGGUCUGUCAGCGGUGUUCCCCGUGAUCCACGGCUUACGCUUGUACGGUCUGGAGCAGAUGACACGCCAAAUCGGGCUCGGCUGGCUGCUUCUCCA